Molecule: messenger RNA, 1097 nt
Organism: Spea bombifrons (plains spadefoot toad)
Lineage: Eukaryota; Metazoa; Chordata; Amphibia; Anura; Pelobatidae
Gene: LRRC52
Product: leucine rich repeat containing 52
Exons: 2
Coding region: 1-915 (304 amino acids)
Cellular component (GO): extracellular matrix
Molecular function (GO): protein binding
Source: RefSeq, a predicted model, not a curated record
AUGGAUAGCGACGGAAAUCUAAUUCUGUUUCUGUUGCUAAUUAUGGGUAUUGGGUUUGUGGAACGUGCGUUCUCAUGUCCCAAGGAAUGUGAAUGUGAGCAUCUUUUCGUGAACUGCACUGAUAAACAACUAGAAGAAUUUCCAAUGGGUAUCCCAAUGGAUACCAGGCAGUUAAUCCUCACCCAUAACAACCUGACAUACUUGCCAUCGGUAGAGCUGAAUCUUUUGAUUGACUUAGUCUACUUGGACUGCAGCUACAAUAUUCUAGGAGAUUCACUGGAAGCUACAUUCAUUGCUUUGCCCUUGGUUUACCUGGACCUGAGUCAUAACAACAUUACCAAGAUCACUACUGGCACUUUUUACUUAUUGACAAGCCUCGUUGUUUUGAAAUUAUCAGAUAAUCCCAAUUUGGAAGAAAUUGAGAAGGAUGCUUUUGCCAACAAUACUGGGCUUCGGCAACUGGAACUUAGCCGAACAGCUCUGACUUAUUUGGAUGUGACUACAGUCAGCCAGCUGCCCAGUCUAAGGACAUUAGGCCUCAGCUCCAACCCUUGGGACUGUUACUGCCCUUUGAAAGACUUCCUUAAGUGGGUAAUGGAGAGCGACAUUUACUUUACAGAUGAGGAAAAUAUGACAUGUAGAACACCUCUCCACAUUCAUGGACAACUUCUAAAAAACACAGAGGAACAUAUCAAUUUAAUGUGUUUUACAAACCUUUAUCAAAAAGACUACAUCUUUCUAAUGUUGGUGGGCUUUGUCAUUUUUGGCUCCGGUACAGUCGUAGCGUGGCUAACUGGAGUAUGUAUAGUCAUUUAUGACCGAUUGUGUGGCACCACUGAAGAUGAUGAAGAUGAAGAAGAUUAUGGGCCACCUCCUCCACCAAGAUCCAAGAAGAAAGAGGAGGCAGAAGUCUAAGCAGGUACACCAGUUGAUGCCAACCGCCUCCAAUUUUUUUCCAAAGCUUCUAAAAUGGAAAUACAGCAAAGAACAAAAAAAUAAUCUGUGGCUAUGAAGAAGCUAAUAAUCUUGUCUUCUAGUGCUAAAUAAUUCUACAUUUCACUGCUCUAUCAAAUAAAAACAAUCAAUCUUUAUCUAAA